Messenger RNA from Fulmarus glacialis (Northern fulmar), 163 nucleotides. RefSeq names its product kallikrein-14-like. The transcript has a single exon. Gene Ontology annotation, molecular function: serine-type endopeptidase activity. The annotation marks the transcript as partial. Gene Ontology annotation, biological process: proteolysis. Lineage: Eukaryota; Metazoa; Chordata; Aves; Procellariiformes; Procellariidae. The record is from RefSeq and is a predicted model, not a curated record.
CGGCCGUCGGGGACGAGAACCGGAUCGUGGGGGGCCACAGCUGCCAGAAGAAACGUCACCCCUACCAGGUGGUCCUCCUGGGUCCUCAGAAGAACAUCCACUGUGGUGGGGUCCUCAUCGGCAAGUCGUGGGUGCUGACGGCCGCCCACUGCGACACCAAGAG